UUUGAGCGAGAUUGGUAGUAAAGUUUCGCUGAGUCUCACCGUUAUCUCACCAUCUUGGGGGCCCGGUGAGCUUGGACUAGUCUCAUAUUUAUAUACGUCCUACAUUAUCAUUACACCGCAAGAUAAUAUGGGUGUUGAGGAUAUACCUGUAAAGCGAAGCGACGGCCGUUAUGAUAACGUCGACUUUCGCAAAGCUAUCGGACACAAGUUUCGUCCGAUUAAAUGCGCGUAUAACCGCCGUGACGUUUUGCUCUUUGCGAACGCAAUUGGUGCCCAGGCCGAUGAGAAGCACCUUCUCUAUGAGCUACACCCGCGCUUCGCCGCGUUCCCGACGUUCCCCAUCAAUCUAGCUUUCAAACAAACAGAUCAAGAUGUGUUCGACUUUGUGGCGCGCACUACAUCAGAGUCCGUACCGGGCAUGCCACCAUUUGAUGCGCAACGCUCCGUGGAUGGCGAGCGAGGCAUAGAGAUAUUGAGGCCAGUCCCGACAAGCUCGGAAGGUCUAGACCUAGAGAUACAUAGCAAGAUUGUCGGGGCAUACGACAAAGGAGGUGCGAUGAUCUCUGAGCAGGAGCACGAAUUAAUCGAUGUUAAGACUGGAACGGUCUACGUCAGAAUGACCAGCACGGCAUUCGGCAUGGGUCAGGGCGGGUACGGAGGUCCCAAGGGCCCAAGCAAGCCUGCUAUUAAGAUGCCCGCGCGUCAGCCAGACGCUGUACACACAUAUAAAACGACACCGGAGACGGCGCUUCUAUAUCGGUUGUGCGGCGAUUACAACCCAAUGCACGCAGACGAUGACUUUGGGAAGCGCGCGGGCUUCCAAGGGGCUAUUUUGCAGGGCCUUGGCACAUGGAAUAUUGUGGCGCAUGGAUUGCUAAGAGGGGUGGGUGGUUCGGACCCCACGAGGUUCAAAGCGUUUGGUGCAAGGUUCAAGAGCGUUGUCUACCCCGGUGAUGAGCUGGAGACAUGGAUCUGGAAGACUACGUCCGACGGUCGAUUCGACAACUACGUUUUCGAAACCAUCGUGAAAGGUGACGGUAGAGUAGCACUUUCGAACGGCUACGCCAAGAUCAAACGGCAGAGUAGCAAGUUGUAGUAGCAUAAGUAGCAUGACGGCAGGAAGCGACUUCAAAGUCCAAAUACUAUUAUCAUUAUUUUCAU
Messenger RNA from Xylaria bambusicola, 1161 nucleotides. RefSeq names its product HotDog domain-containing protein. Bases 128 to 1096 code for a protein of 322 amino acids. NCBI's taxonomy places the organism in Eukaryota, Fungi, Ascomycota, Sordariomycetes, Xylariales, Xylariaceae. The record is from RefSeq and is a predicted model, not a curated record. The transcript is spliced from 2 exons. Gene Ontology annotation, cellular component: peroxisome.